This is a messenger RNA of Amoebophrya sp. A120, 1616 nucleotides long. Lineage: Eukaryota; Dinophyceae; Syndiniales; Amoebophryaceae. The record is from the annotation of a GenBank genome assembly.
AGUCGCAGCUGUGGUGUCAGAAGUAGCUGCAAGUUUACUUCUAAAAGUUUCGGCACUCCUCGUCGAACAUACAGGAGAUAGUGAGAACAGUUGUACUACUAUGGCGCUCCACAACAAGAAUAAGAUGCGGUUCGAAUUCGUGUACCGAGGCGCGAGCUCUGUUCUGGACCUGGACACGACAGAGUUCGUGAUGGCGGCGACGUGUAACGCCGAGACGGACGCGGUAUCAAAUGUAAAAAUGUCUGGGUCUGGAAGAGUGCAAGAGUUGUGAUGCAGGUUUUCCGGGACACACGAGGUCUGGAAUGCGAGACCCAGCAUGACAGAUUCUUUGAGGUCUCUACCAUGCCUUUCCUGCAUGAGAAACUCCCCCGCAAUACUUGGUCAAAAGCGGACAGCUUUUGGCACUCACGCAACACAGAUUUUUGCAUCAUUCAGAUUUAGGAUGACAAGUUCUAAUCUUCCAGACCCAGACACUUUUGCAUUUGAUACGCGGCCACGGUCGACGACUUGGUGGCCUGUUUGGAUGAGGAGCUGGAAAAGGGGUUCCAGCUGAAAUCCACAUAUCAACCGCAAAUAUGUCUGGGUCUGGAAGGUUGGAACUUGUGACGCUAACUUUGGACUCUAAAAGAAUCUCUAUUGCAUGACCAGCAAGAGGAGUCUAGUUUGUGCUACGCGGGGAGGCAUUUGUCAUGCGGCGUAGGCACCAUCAGGAAGCCCUCUAAAAAUCUGUGAUGCUAGGUUGUGCAUUACAGACAUCCUGGGUCAUGCAAAAUAUGCUGAGAAACCCGGCAACAUUCCAGACCCAGACAUUUCUGCAUUUGAUACCACACGGCUGACCACCAACAAAGAUACGUCCGACGAGCGCAUCUGGUUGGGUUUUUUCCCGGUGGCGGAUCUGCUCGCUGCGGGUGGUCCGGUAUUUGUGGAUGUGGAGCAGGUUGCGCCCGGUAGUGGAGCUGCUGCGACCGGCUUUCCACGGUCGGCGGCGGCGCGUGCAACCCUGAAUGAGGGUCGUGCGCCGCAGAACUGUCUUGACACCACGCCGGCGUCUUCCAAGCAAGUCCAGGCAGGAAUGAACAACGAUCAAGAAGGAAACGCCGAAGAUCAUCCGCGUGGAAAGAACAACUACAACACCGAGGUGAAUGGCGACAAGAAACCGGCGCUGCCGACUUUUCUGCAGGAAAUGGGAAAGCAAAUGGCCGAAACGGUGCUGAAGCAGCAAAAUGUUAAGGAAACUGUGCUGCCGCACUUACAAGACCUGGCGACGGGGGACCCCAGCAAGCUGCAGAACAUGCUCGAGAAUCACCCCAUGCUGUCGCACCUGCGUGGCCAGCUGUCCGACCCGGACAAACUCCAAAAAAUGCAGCAGCGCAUGCAGGAACGGCUGCAAAGCCUGCAGGGCUCUGGGGCGUGAAGGGUUCGAUAGAAAGACUCUUUUUAUAUCCUGCGAGCGGGCUGAGCACGUGACGAUGUGGCGAAUAUGCAAACUCAUGUUACUGACGUCACAAACUGGUGCGUAAAGUGGUUUAUAUUUUCGAGUUUUUCACACAAAAAGAAAAAAUAGGGUACGGCUGAUGAAAAAGAAAAGCAACCAAAUGCAUCUGAAGGCAGAAGAG